Messenger RNA from Penaeus vannamei (Pacific white shrimp), 8548 nucleotides. Lineage: Eukaryota; Metazoa; Arthropoda; Malacostraca; Decapoda; Penaeidae. The record is from RefSeq and is a predicted model, not a curated record.
GCAUGCCUGUGAUAAUGGGUGUGGACCAUGGAUAAUGAACAGCCGCAUCAGGAACUGGUGAAAUGUGUGGUUGUGGGAGACACAGCGGUGGGCAAGACCCGCCUUAUCUGCGCUCGGGCCUACAACAAGCAGUUCUCUCUCUCACAGCUGCUCAACACACAUGUGCCCACUGUCUUUGCCAUCGACCAGUACAGGAUAUACAAGGAGGUUUUGGAACGGUCUUGUGUGGUAGUUGACGGUGUGAAUGUCUCCCUACGAUUAUGGGACACAUUUGGGGACCAUGACAAAGACCGGCGUUUUGCCUACGGCAGGUCAGAUGUGGUGCUGCUAUGUUUCUCCGUGGCAAAUCCAGUGUCUCUGCGAAACUGCCGGGUGAUGUGGUACCCAGAGAUCCGGCGUUUCUGCCCCAACACUCCAAUCCUCCUCGUGGGUUGCAAGAAUGACCUUAGAUAUAUUUGUAAAGAUGAGCAGUACUUGAGUUAUUGUCGAGACAGGUCUCCUCUCGUCAGACCAGUCCGGGAGUGUGACUUGGUCAUGCCAUGUGAAGGAAGAGCAGUUGCACGUGAGAUUGGUGUAGAAUAUUAUGAGACAUCGGUGCUUACUUACUUUGGGGUAAAUGAGAUAUUUGACAAUGUGAUUAGAGCCGCCCUCAUAUCCCGGAGACAACAGCGCUUCUGGAUGACCAACCUCAAGCGCGUCCAGCGACCUAUGUUACAGGUGCCUUUCUGCCCGCCCAAGCCCAAGGUUCAGGAUCCUUCUACUGUUGGGAGCACAUUGCGUGAGGAUUUCCACUGUCUUCUCACAAGCGCUGCCUUCACAGACCUGGUGCUGGUUGCUGGAGGUGGACCCACGGCUGGGGGCACCAUUGUCCAUGCUCAUAGGUUUUUGGUGGCCUCUGCAUCAACUGCCUUCCAUAAGCUGCUCAUGACUGACCUCUCUGACUGUGUUACUACACGCCGCAGCUCAGAUUCGAGCAUGUUAAGUGGAACAUUUGGUGAUACCAACCUUGGGAAUUUCAACUCUGAUACUGAAUGUCUCCUUGGUAAUGAUCACAGUCUGCAACGCCCAGCAAGGUUCGUAUUAAAAGCUGUUUCCUCGUCCAGUCGCCUUCGGGAGGCUGUAAAAAGGAGAUCAAGUAUGCAGACCUUACCCCAAGAACAACACCCGGGUAUUCAUAGAGAACUUAACCAUGCAGCCUUCCAAGCCAUUAGUAUAGAACAAUGGGAUGACAGAGGUAGUGACAGAAAUUCUUCAGAUCGUAGCCCACGCCAGUCCCCAGCCUGGGUCCCAGUUCAGACAGUAGUGCAACUCAGUAAGCUAGUGAGCAAUUCUGCUUUACGUAUUAUAGUACAUUUCCUCUAGGGCACAAUCUUCUGCCGUGAAUGCCAUCUGCCAACAGUGGAGCUUAGUGAACUGAAGCAAGCAGCAGAGUUCUUAGAAUUGCCUGAACUCCAGACAUAUGUCACCAACCUAAUGAACAAGGAGGAGUUCCUCAAUAAUGACCUCUCUCAGCAGUACCUGCAGAUGUUGUGUGGUCGACUAAAGGAGCUGUGCUUAGAAGGUGGACUCUUCUCAGAUGUCCUUUUCCAGUUAGAAGAUGGCACAGCCUCUGUACACAGACCUCUACUCAUGUCGCGCUGUGACAUGAUGCAUGCCAUGUUCUCUGGAGACUUCAGAGAAAGCAAUGCCAAAGUGAUUACCUUCCCGGGUGUAAAGCUCAGAACGUUCCAGGUCCUGUUACAGUACUUGUAUACUGACACUAUACCCACACUCAAGACCAGAGAAUGUCUUCCCAUUGUGGAGCUGGGCAACCGCUUGUGUCUUCCUCGUCUCAUAUCAUUGGUCGAAAACGAGAUCAUUGAUCUUUUUCAGCGAGUGAUACAGGCCGGCGGUGAUGUCAGUGAGGAUUGCAUCUACCUUCUUGAGCCAUUGCAGAUGCACAAUGCUCAUCAGUUAGUGGAGUGGUGUCUCACAUGUAUGGCAACAAACUACAAUCACGUCUGUAACAAGCAUGCAAAGCAACUGCGUUCACUCCACCCAGAAAAUCAAGCAUAUCUAAAUAGACAUCGAUGGCCUCCUGUCUGGUACCUCAAAGACUAUGACUAUUAUGAGAGGUGUUUAGUUGAGCGACAGCGAGAAGAAAACCCCAUCAAGCCCCUGAAAAGGUCUCGGAACACAGCUGGCUGUCUCUGCUUCACAUCCAAGAGUCGCAGGAAUGCAGAGAAACAAAACUAUCGCACAAUACCGUACGAGACCUGUGGAUGGUACUGCUGGCCCUGGAUAGAACAUCUAUUAUGAGGGCACUAAAUGGCCACCUUCACCAGUCACCCGUCAGCUGUCACCUUUCAACAACCACCUGUCAACUGUCACCCCUUCAACUUUAACCAGUUAACAUGUAAUACCAAUCACUAUUCAACGUACAUCUGUUAACUACCAUAUGUUAGCAUACAUCUGUAGUUCAUAAGCACUUCAGACCCACCAAAGAAUAUUCAUACUAAUUAUAACUGGCUCUAACCUCUAAUUACUAUCCAUGUGGUUUGUGAUGUCACCAGUUGAAAUUAAUUGAAAGUUAUGUUAAAAAAAGGUCAUUACAUAGAGGGUGUUGGCAGAUGAUCAGACUCACUCUAUAUGGCACAAAAUAUCAAGAGUUUACAGGUAGAUCUCCACAAGCUACAUAAGGGUGAAAGGAUGCAAUGUGCCUGAAGGUGGUCAUAAUGCAUAGUCUGGAAACAGUUUUACGUAGCCUUUAAAAGAAGAUAAUAUGAAUUAUUAGUUUAAAUAUCAGGGAAAAUAAAUUUGGAAGAGAAAUUCUAGAAGGUUAUGGUUAGAUUAAAUAGUUUGUAAGAGUCAUUGAUGACAAAAGUCAGGAAUCUGCCACAAUUUGUGCAGGAUUUGAGCUCAAGGUAAUUACAGGGAAUCACCAUAAAAAUGACUUGAAGGCUGUCUGCAGAUAAGAUAAGAAAUACUUUUGAGUUUUUUACCUUUUCUUGAUAAUUCCAGAGAAUUUCAUAUACACAAAACAUCUAACAAAGAGACCUACUCUGUAUGAAACAAAAUAUGAUCAGUGUUAAAAAAUGUUUACAGAAAAGACAAACAGAGGAUGUGUAAAAAGUUAUCCCAUUUGAUUGUGUUCUUUGUUAAGCUGAAAGAAAUCAUUCUGAAAUAAAUUAAACAUUAUAAAACAAGAUGUAACUCAAAUAUGAUUUUUAGUUGGGUCGAUUAUCUACAUGUAUCAUGGCAAUUUACUUUGAAUUAAUAACAAUAUGUUUAGUGAUAUAAAUAUUUAACAGAGUACAAAAAUGAUAAAAAAUCCAUUAAAACACUAAUUUCAUAAUCAACAUGAUAUUCACCUAAGCUCAUAUGGUUUUAUCAUAUCGUAAUUCAUUACUUGCAUCCUUUUCAUUAUUCCAUGUCAUGAAAAGUAUGCAUAAUAUUAUAAAAAGGACAAGAAUGCCUGUAUUCUGUGUUCACUUUCUUUUUCUAAAUACUUCAAGAGUUGCCCAUAAUUACAACAUAACACAUAAUUAACUCUGAUAAUCACUUCUUUGAAAAUCUUGAUACAGAGGCAUAAGCAAAGAGACGAGUAAUUUUGCAGCAAUCUGUGAAAUCUUUAAUGAUUUACAUUUCUUGUAGCGCCAAAGCCAUGAUUCUUAUAAUCAAGUAUGAGUGAUAGACAAUUUUUUGUUUGUUUGUUUGUUUGUUUGUUUGUUAAGCAGACCCUGGACAAAACAGAUUGAAAUUUGCCUCAUUAAAAAUGUAUCAAUGUAUUCCUGAGACAAAACUCAUUUUCAGAGUUAGUCAACCAUUCAGCAGUAGGCUCUUAACACAGUAUUCCCUCAGCAAGUUCCUCAUGAAUAUCACUGGGACAACGAUGGUCUUUAAGAGAGCUGAGAGGCUGAUAACUGUUGCCAGACUUAUAAUUAAUAAGGUCAUUUUCACUUCCUGUGCAUUAACGUUGUGUACAUCACUUUCCUGAUUUUAGUAAUGGUGAUACAAACAGUUUAGACCAUUUAUACAAUCAACUGUGCUUUCGCUGUUCUCUGUCUAUAGAGAUAAAAAUAAGUGCAAAACUUGAUAUUGAAGAGAAUUAAAGGAAAUUGCCAAGGUUGUAAAAUUCAUAUGUAUGGAUUUUUUUUCUUUACAUCUUGUGCGACAGUUACACAUAUGAAUGGAGUUAAUCAGUAGUACAUAUGAGUAGUAUGCAGACUAGUAUCUGGAGUAUUCACAGCAACCUCCUCCGCUAAACUGUAGAUGAAGGAGGAGCAUAAACAACCUUCUAAGUCAGCUUUGUUUAGAAAAAAAGAGUAACAUAGAGCAGUGAAAAUCAUCCAGGAGAUAAGAGGGCAGGCCUGGAAGCAGUGUAAACCAGCUAGAGAUCAUUAAUAAGCAGUGCAAAGCAAGCACAAGUAUAGAUAAAACUGCCAUGAAAAUGAGCAAUAGGUGUAACAUGCCAGUCGUAAAUAAAAACACAUUUAUAUUGUAGACAUAGACCAAGUGUAAGCAGUGACAGAAAGUCUGCAUUGGAUAUGCCAUUUAAAUUGUAAGCACAUGAGCAUAAUUGUGUGAUCAAGCUUUGAUGUAGGUCAGGUGUACUGAUGAGAUGCAGUAGCAUAAACUAAACUUAGAAAAAUAAGUAUCCCAAGCUGGGAUGUUAAGAUUUGCCAAAGUGUAGAAACAAACUGAUGUAGGAGGCAAGCUUGUCUUAAGUAAAGUUUGUGUAAAUUUUUACUAAAGUAAGAGGUUUAAACUGUAUUGCAUUGCUUUCUUUCAAGAAGGAAAUUUAUCUUGAUAUGAAAACAUACUAGGAAACAUAAUCUUAAAUCACUAGGCCAAACAAACAUAAGUAGUUAAACUGACAUCUCAGGGACGGCUGAAGUGGGUUCAUUCAAAACUAUAAUGUGCACAGUGAAAAGCUGAAAGAGAAGGAGACGCAGUGAAAAAAAGUCAUCAAGUUGUGUUACAAAGAAUAUGUCCUUCAACUAAGUACUAAAAGAAUACAAAAAGCCACGCAGUGAUCAUGAACUCAAGUGCGACCAUCUUGAUACAUGAUAUGCCAAGAAAGAAAUGCCAGUGGAAAAAGUCUUAGCACAACAUUGUACAAGAAAAUGAGUGCCAUUAUGCUGUGCAAAGUUAGGCUGAAACAAGAAGCAAAAUUUAUGUGAAUUCAAGCUAUGAAGGAACGUAAAAAGGCGUAGUAAACAGUAAGUGGUUUAUGUUUUUAAGGUUAUGAUGAUAUUAUGUCCAGUGUGUUGGACAGAUAGAAUCAUACAAACAUUAGGCUUACUGUAAUGUAUAUCCAUAAUGCAGGUUUGGGUUAACAUGAUAACAUUGUAAGACGUUUGAUUCUAUAUUGGUUAAAGAAUUAAAGCAUUAUGCUCUUAGUUUGGGUUCAAGCUAGCAUUUGGGAAAGAGGUAUAGUCAAGGACCAAGCUGAAGUCUGAAGUUUUGCUAUAGUUUGGGACCAAGCUUGAAUGUCUGGUUACACUGAAGAUUAGGUUAAAUAAAAAAAAAUAAAUAUAAAAAAACAAGAAAAAAAAUGUAUGUAAGGACAUGCUUUUGUAAAGUUAAGGUGAAAUGUUUUGCUAAAUGUUAACAACCAAAUAAAGCUUGAAUGAUGACUGAGCAGAAUGGUUGACAAAUGCCAAAGAUUAAUCCUACCACUUUAAUUUUCAGAUGAUGACUAGGUGUGAGGACUGUGUACUGGCCAUGUUCCAUGUAAGAAAUUUAUGAAUAACAUUUUAUUGAACAGUGUUGAAGGGAAGUGCAAAACUAAUUAGUACAUGCAAUACACAAAUAAAGUAAAUCCAGACUAACAAACUCUAAGGUUAUGUUGGUGAAUAUUGGUGAUAUAUUGAAAUCACUUCAUAGUAAGAAGCGGUUAUGUCGUCUGUGAUCUUGCUAAAGUCUUACCAGUGCUGAUAUACAAGGAAGAUUAUACACCUCUUUGACUAUAUUCAUAUAUUCUAACAUAAACAAUACAUAGACAUUUAUAUACUGAUGUGAGAAACAGCUUUAAAAUUUGCAAAUUUAAGAUGCAAAUGCUGAAAGUUAAGUUAGUAUCCAUCUGUAAUGGGUUUAAUGAAUUAUCCAAAAUGCUGUAACCCAGUAAGCGCACAUUUCUACACAAAGGUUUCUUCUGGUAGGAGAUUUUUAAGGAAACGUCCAUGUGUGUAUGCAGAGUGUACAUGUGUCUGCUCUAAUUAAAAAUUUGAGCCUUGCUUAAAAAUGAAAUCUUCAAUAUACAUAAAAAUCUGUACUCAUAUUGACAGUGGUAUUCUAGCCAAUAAAAAAAAAUAAAAAAUCUAUGAAAAUAGGUAUUUCUGGGAUGCGAUAUAUUUUUGACAUUCAAGAAAUAUUCAUAUGAAACUAUCCUCUAAAUCCAGUAUUGCACAGCAUAACAAUUUCAGCCCAGAAACAUGUUGAACAUCUAAGAAAGGCUCAGUAUAACCAUUCAUCCAACUUUCAUAACAAUAAAGGUUGUUGAACAUCUAUAUGCAAAUUAUUAAUCAAAUCUUCCUCUGCAUUAUAACAUUCUGUCAGUGAAUUAAGUCAUAUAUAGCAGUUGUAUCUUAUUGACAAUCUUUCACUGUGAAUAUCAGUAUAAAAGUGUAUACAUUGACCUUGUUACUCAGCAUAAGGUACUUAGCAGUCACCCAAUACACCUUUUAUAACUAGGUACAUAUUGUAAAGUCAGUAUAAUGUUGUGUCCUGGAAUGUAUAGAGUAAAUAUCAGUCAGAAAAGGUGCAGAAACACUAGAAGUUUUUAUAGAAGAAAAAAUAUUUCUCUCAUAAGUGUAACUGUUGCAUUUGUAAGAGGAUAGAAUAUGCCUAAACAGUUCUUAUAGACUGUGACAACUACAAGAUGUUUUGACUCGACUUCAGCCCCGUUUUGAGAAAAUACUCAUAGUAAUGCUGUUCAACAUUGGCCUAACAUGUCUAAAGAGUUAUAGUCUUUUUGCUUUGGAAUAUUUGCAUUAGUUUGAACAAUUUUCAUGAAACAUAUGCACUAAAGCUUGACAUCUUUUAUAAAUAAUGAUAAAAUAAUGAGGAAUUAAAUAUCUAAGUUACAGAAAAAAAAUGAAAAGAAUAUCAUAGUUAUGAGAACAGCUAUGAACCAGGUGCAGGGGCUUACAAACGAUCAGAAUUAGAGCACUUAGCCAGACCCAAAGUAGUACUGAGCAUUGUAAACGCGUCGUUCAUAUUACAUGUAGGUGAGAACCACUUAUUUUAAUACAGCAGUGUUUAGUCUGUUCCUGUCAUUGGCACUUAUCUAAAGUGUUGCACAUAAGUGGUAGCUCAUAAGUGGUUCACAUCUAGUUUCAUCACAAAUCACUUCAGAUCAUCAUAGGUUUGUAGAGUAUGAGUAGUUUACACUUUUUAUGACAAGUAAUCUUGAAUAAGUUUCCUCGGGCAUUCUAUAAACUGAACUCUUCUCACAUCUGUGAAAGUUCUAUUUUUACAUGUUUAGGAAAUAAUUCCUUCCAGGUCUUACAGUUUACAUGACCAAUCAUUGCAUCUGCUUUGCUGGAGCCAGGAGAGGUACCAAUAAUGCCAUCCAACUAUUUUGUGUCAUCACUCAUCACAUCAUAGUCAAAUGUGUUUGUAUAAAGUUACUCUCAUGAACUAAGAAUCUUUGGGAUUUGUGAACAAGGUUAACUGUAUUUUAUUCUGAUAAUUUUGUAAUUCAUAACAGAGGCAGAAUGUGAAAUACAUCAGGUAUUGUGAAUGACAAUGAGUUUAGCUUUCAAAAACUGGUUCCAUUCUUAUGUUCUGGUAAUAAAUAAAUGUGAAGUAUAUAAAGUAAGAUUACAAACUCUGGGACUUGAUUUUUUUCUAAUGUCAAAGGUAAAACAAAAUCUGUUAAAUUCACAAUUCAUUAGGUUUAAUAUGGUGUUAAUUGCUUAGGUAAGACUGCUCUUGAUUUCAGAAGCUCAAAUGUUUUAUGUUGUUUGUGGCUAUGAGAAUAUACUGAGACAAUACAUAUUUAUGAUAAUAAUUUAGUAUAUUUUCACUUAUUGAACAUAAUGAUUAUGGAAAUAAAUAAUUGGAAGAGAAAACCCAUUUAGUACACCAAAAUCAAAUAGGAACAAAAUGUAAAGAUUAUAUUUAUUAUUUAGGUACAAUAGGUGUAUGAAGUGAUACCAAGAUGGCACGAGAGAACAUGAGCAAAUAGGCAGUUCUUCCCACAGUCUGUGUGAUAUAUGUGGUCAUCACCAUUGCCAUACUCACCACAGGACGUUCACCAUGAUGUCAUUCUCCAUAAUCUUAGUAACCACACUUUGAUUGGUCUUUUCACUUCCAUAGGCUGAUAUCAUACAGUAAUAAUAAACUACAUAUAUAACACCACAGUUCCAUAGUGCUGCAGGUGUAGUACACAGUCCCGUAACUUCACAUCCAUUUCAAUUAUACUUACAUUAUUUCAGGGUAAACUCAAGCCAGUCAAAGUUUGGGUACUAGGGUUAGUUCCUCAUAUUCAUGCAAGCUUUGGAAAUGUCAGAAAGUUCUUUUAAUGAUAGAAUUUGAUGAAUAAACUAAUUGAUCAGUUUCA